Molecule: messenger RNA, 4434 nt
Organism: Saccharomycopsis crataegensis
Lineage: Eukaryota; Fungi; Ascomycota; Saccharomycetes; Ascoideales; Saccharomycopsidaceae
Gene: FIG4
Product: phosphatidylinositol-3,5-bisphosphate 5-phosphatase
Exons: 1
Coding region: 1-4434 (1477 amino acids)
Biological process (GO): phosphatidylinositol dephosphorylation
Cellular component (GO): intracellular membrane-bounded organelle
Molecular function (GO): phosphatidylinositol-3,5-bisphosphate 5-phosphatase activity
Source: RefSeq, a predicted model, not a curated record
AUGGACAAAAAGAAAAAAAGAUCCCGCGACGACGAGGAUGUCAGUGUAUCGUCCAACGAUUCCCAAUGGCAAAAACAUCCACUACCACCACCACCGUUAAGCAAACCAUCGCCAGGAUUCGUCUCAGAAAGUGCCCUGGCAGUGAAUUCCCUCGAUAAUAAUAACGAUGAGGAGAAUACCAUUCCACAACAAUCAAGUUUUGAUGACAAUGUGAUCUUUGGAGAUGCCUGGUACAACAAAAACAAUAACAAUAACAAUAACAAUAACAACACCCCGCCAGAAGAAGAAGAAGAUGAUGAUGAUGCUGAUGAUAACGAAGAAGAAGACUUUGUUUAUGAUUAUGAAAAUGCCCCUUUGUUAAACGGUUCCGACAAUAAUACCAAUACCAACGCCAAUAAGACAAACAUCCCAUUAUUCCCCGGAGACAAAAACUUCCCCACUUUGAAACCUCGCAAGUUGAUUCUCCAGAAAUACACCAUCUACGACACCGAGGAAAGAAUGUAUAUCAUCGGUAGCAACAACAGGGAAACCAUGUUCCGGAUCUUGGAAAUUGACUUGACCAACCCCGUCGACAAGUUGAACAUCAUCGAGGAUAACGUGUAUUUCAACCGCAAAGAGAUCAUCCAAAUCCUCAACACUUUAGAAGAAACCAAGAACCUCGUCAAACGGAUCUCAUGCUACGGGUUAUUGGGAUUCAUCAAAUUCACCCACAAUUAUUACUUACACACCGUGACUGAACGGUCGAUCGUUGGGAUCUUGGGGGGUCAUAACAUUUAUAAAAUCGAUAGCACCAAAUUGAUCCCGGUGAUCAACGAGAAAAAUAAAACCCAUUUCAAGAAAAACUCCUCCAAAGACGCCCUUGAUAAUGAACAACGGUUUCUUUCGAUCUUUGAGGAUUUCAGUCUCGACCAAAACUUUUAUUUCAGCUAUACUUACGAUAUCACCAACACUUUACAGAAAAACUUUAUGAACGAGAAAUUCAAAGCGUUUAAAUAUAAAACUCAACAGAAAAAUUCCAACCUUAGCAAAGAUUAUAAUGAUUCGACAAUUAUCCAUCAAAAAGGACAAUCCCCUGAAACUGGUGAAAAUAGCAACUCCGAAAUUAACAUCUCAUCAUCAAUAAACCCCGACCACACAAUAAUAAAUGACGUCGAUAACGAAGACCGGGUCAAAUCUCUAUUGGGCACCGAAGAAGAAGCAGAAAAUUACCUAGGGUCGUAUAAUGAGAUGUUUGUUUGGAACAUUGCCUUGCUCAAGCCCGCGGUCCUGGUGUUUGACCGAACGUUUGACUGGUUCCAGCCCAUCAUCCAUGGGUUUUUCAACCAGGCAAAUAUCUCCAUUUAUAACAAGAAGAUCUACAUCACGGUGAUUGCUAGACGAUCGCAUCAUUUUGCCGGAGCCCGGUUUUUGAAACGUGGGGUCAAUGAUAAAGGUAACGUGGCUAACGAAGUGGAAUCAGAACAAAUCGUUUGUGACGAAUUGACCACUUCGUUCCACGAUAACGCUAAUGGGUAUUUCAUGAACCCACGGUACACCAGUUUUGUCCAACACCGGGGCAGUAUCCCAUUAUUCUGGACCCAGGACUCCAAUAUCAAGAUUGCCAAACCCCCAAUCAGCAUGACGUUGAACGAUCCGUUUUAUUCGGUGUCGGCCCUCCAUUUCGAAAAACUUUUCAAACGGUAUGGGUCCAAGCUCUUUAUUUUGAAUUUGAUCAAACAAAAGGAGAAAACCCCUAGGGAAUCGAUUCUUGGCAAAGAGUUCCGUGAAUGUAUCGAGUUUCUUAACCAAUUCAUCCCCGAAUCUCAUCGAUUGGAUUAUGUUGCCUGGGAUAUGUCUAGAGCCUCGAAAUCUAGCAGCCAUGGCCAAGACGUGUUAGAAUUCUUGGAAACUUAUGCCGAUCGAGUGAUUGGGGAAAUCGGGAUUUUCCACAACUCGCUCAUCCAAGACCACAGCAAUUUACAAAUUGGUAUUUGCCGCACCAAUUGUAUCGAUUGUUUAGAUCGUACCAACGCCGCGCAAUUCAUCAUUGGGAAAAAAGCGUUGGGCCAUCAACUCAAAUUGCUCGGGGUAUACGAUAACGUGUACCUCGAUUACGAUUCCGACGCCGUGAACUUGUUGACGGAUUUGUUCCAUAACCACGGGAAUAUCAUUGCCUUACAGUACGGAGGAUCGAAUUUAGUGAACACCAUGGAAACCUACCGAAAGAUCAAUCAAUGGAGCAGUAAAAAAAACGAUUUGAUCGAGAAUUUCAAGCGGUUCUACUCGAACAGUUUUGUCGAUCCAUUGAGACAAGAUUCCAUCAAUUUGUUUUUGGGCAAUUACGAUUAUCUGAAAUUAGGUAGUAAGUUCUUGUUGUGGGAUCUCCCCAAUGAUUAUUAUUUGCAUAAUGAUAUCAGUGGGUAUAAGCCGCACCUUAAAAAACUUCGCAGUUUCAACUAUUGGUGGAACGAAGACGUGUUCAAUUAUUGGAAAUCCAUCCAUUUCCCACCGCCUCGAUACUUGUUGAAUGGAGAAAUCGAUAAGUUCAACAUCGAUGAGAAUUUCCCGAUAAUUGCUCGUGAGUUACUCGAUGAGUUGAUCAUUGAUUUGCACGGGGGGAUUAUCAGUAAACGGGUAUUUUCCAAUAAACCACAAGGCGCAGCAGAGGAAGAACAACAACAACAAAAACAACAACAAGUCACUAAAAAAUCAGUAUUGAAAAAAUUAUACGAUAUCAAUUAUCGUCUCAAAGUCAUGGAUCGCAAAUGUAAACAAAGGGUCGAUGUCAUGCUUGAGCCGUAUCCGGGGAAACAAAUCGACAGUUACUGGACCGAGUAUUAUACCCCGAGAAAAUUGACGAAUUUCAAAUUGUUGUUCGAUAUGAACAUGAAAAGUUCUUUAGCGAUCGACGCCAAAGAGUUAUCAGGGGCGAAAUUUUCCGAAGACCGAGAAGGGGAAACUGUCGAUAAGGAUCGGAUUCAUUUUUCAUCGUUGGAGAUGAGUCCGUUUGAAUCACGGAAGCCGGGGAUCAUCAAUCAAAAAUUCAAGCAGUUGUAUAGUGAGGAUUUUGUGUCUCAACAAGAUGAUGAUAAUAAUGAUAAUAAUGAUAAUAAUGAUAAUAGUGAUAAUAGUGAAUUCUUCCGAUUUUUGUGGAACAACCAUAAAACUUAUCACGCCCAAGACGAUGACGACGACGAUCAACUCCAAUUCUUGUACUCACAAUUAAAUGGUAUCAUCAGGGCCAAUGAGAAUCUCGGCAAGUUUCUUACCGAAAACGCCAGCGGGGUUUACGGUACCGGUAAAAACUCGAUGUUCAUGAUGACCGAUAAUAACAAUGGAAAUCGUGAUGAUACCAACAAACCGUUCAUGGGGGAAAACUACGAUGAUGUCAAUAACGAAGAAGUCAUGGAUCAUGGUAAAUCGUCGUAUUUGGGGAAAUUCCCAUUAUCUAACCGAAAAAAAACCCAUGAUGGACAAUUAUCAUUGGGCCGGUCGAUGAAUUAUUCGAAUAUCUUAAACUUGCUCCCCAAUAAUAUCAAUUUCAAUAAAUUGAUCAACAAGACCAGAGAAAAUGAUAAUCCGGCAGCGGUUGUCGAUGAUGAGAUUAAUAAUAGUCCCGCCGCCACCUCGCAAGGCGGGGAAACCCCCAUUUAUUACGGAAAAAACUCACACGAUAACCGAGAAAUAAUGUCUCCGGAAUUGGGAGCGAUCGAUAAGAAUAAGAAUUUCAAUGAAUAUUUGACUAACCCGAUGAUGUCUAUCAAAAACUUGAAUUUAUAUAACGAUGACCACCAAGAUGAGAAAGCAUACUUGACCACGACGACGAUGACCCUCCACGACGGCACCAAUGACGAGCACGAUCGUACCACGAAUUUCGAUAAGUUUUACGGUGAAGAAACCGUGAUUUACCACGAGUGCGAGGAUAAAUUAUCAAUAAUCAGUGAUUUUUACAAUGAGCUGUUGAUGAUUGGUGACCACCACCAACAUCAUGGGGCUGUCACCACCGGUUCGUCGUCGUUGCUGGUGAAUGAUCACGGCGAGCACGUUUUCCAUAGUUAUGACAGCGAAGAAGAAAGUAGUCGGAUCCUCCUCGAUACCACCAGUGUUGAUUACAACAAUUACGAAUUCGAAGGAUUGUUGAUCAACCCUGCACUAUACGAGGAAAAAUUCCGGGAAUAUAAAGUGUUGAACGUGAAUAAUCCUGGUGUCAGCGAUAUCUCCCCACGAGAUAUCGAAGCGUUCAAGUUUUCCGUGGGGUUGGCGACCACCAAGGAUGAAUACGCCAGUGAUAAUGCUUAUUAUGUGACGAGUGACUUCCAAAAAAAAGGGAAUAACCAUAACCAUAAACACUUUGAUAAUUUGUACGCCAACGUGCUUGAUGAUGUCGAGUAUCAUGGGGUUCCCAAUACCGAGUAUGAUACUAAUACCAUCAUGAAAUUCUACGGGGUUGUAUAA